Ilyonectria robusta is the source of this 6305-nucleotide messenger RNA. RefSeq lists its product as uncharacterized. Gene Ontology annotation, cellular component: nucleus; HIR complex. Gene Ontology annotation, molecular function: nucleosome binding; protein binding. Gene Ontology annotation, biological process: chromatin organization. The transcript is spliced from 4 exons. NCBI's taxonomy places the organism in Eukaryota, Fungi, Ascomycota, Sordariomycetes, Hypocreales, Nectriaceae. Bases 97 to 6198 code for a protein of 2033 amino acids. The record is from RefSeq and is a predicted model, not a curated record.
AACGUAGCAGCUCUAAACACCAACGCCGAGUGGAAGUUACAAUUCAUCGCAGGUCCGAAUGUCGGCCCCUGUACCGGUCAUCCUAUAGCUGCAACGAUGCCGGCUUUCCAAGCCAUCAACCUCGAGCCGGAGGAGAACAUCGACGAGCAGAUUGACACCAGCAGGGAGCUUCAUGUUGAUGAAGCCCUCAAACGGUUCCAAAAUGCCCUGAAGCUCCAUGCGCAGGGCGCUCGAUCGCGCGACGCCGCUGGUGCCGCCUACGACGAACUGUUCGAAUCCGAGAUCUUCAAGUACCGCGAAGCGAAAACCGACUACGAGAGAGCAGAGCGACAAGCCGAUGGCCAGCCCGAGGUCUCCGUCCUAGACUCCUUCGCCGGGGAGCUAGACGCUGAUGCUGGAGGUGCGGAUGGCGUGGCAGCGAGCCUUUCCCAAGCAUUGUACCUCUCCUACAAGAAUUACGGCCAGUUCUUUGUCGACAAGUUUAAGGAUAAGCUGAACUCAGACCCAGCUUGGAGGACGAAAUCCCGAAUCGACUACAAGAACGACAAUGGUCGCAAGGUCCUGGACAGUUGGGCGGCUGCCCUGGACCAAGAUCCUUCCGACCCAGAGCUCUGGAGACGAGCCGCCCGUUUCGCUGCAUCGAUGAACAGCGGAAGAAUCAAGCGAUACUGUUUGGAGUCCGCGGUGGAAUUGGAUGACGACCCGGCUGUCGUGGAGGUUGGUCCUCCCUCUUUGGCUGAAGGGCUGGCAGGUGAGCAGCUGAAGGACCAGCUCCGUCUUCUUGAUGAUGAGGUUGCCAUGUCACACCCCAUGAUGGUGCCGUGGAUGUCGAAGAAGAUGCCAGCCCUGCUCAAGCGCCAUCUCGACCCGAUUCCGUUCCUUCCCGAUCCUACAAAGUCCUUGGAGCCUCCUGCAGUCAGCCCUGCUCCAAGUGAGAUUUUUGAGGAUGCUGAAGAAGUCCCUGCGGAGACCUCGGGCCGCAAGAAUUCCGUUAGAUCCGUGUUAUCCUGGCCCGGACUUGGGGCGGAGCUGAUAAAUUGUCUCGAGAAUGUGGCUGGGGCCUUUGAUGCGUGUGACAACAUUGUCCGAAGCUCUCUGGAGGAUGUGGAAAUGGGAUCACCCUCAACUGAGCCCGAGACUGCAAGCCCUGAGGCUCAAACCAACAGCGAGAAACCUCCCGAGGAAGACUCCGCAGCGGGCGAGGGAGAGGGCAACGAGACGACGGUCCCUUCGAACGAGGCAACGAAAGUCCCUUCAAACGAGGAAACACAAGACCCAUCGAAUGAAGAAACGAAGGACACCCCAAAUGACAAGGAGGCAUCUGAUAGCCCCGUGGAAGGCCAGAAAGCAGCUGAAGGUCCAUCGAAGGACCGCAGCAUAUCCCUGCCCACUAGAAAACGAUCGCAAUCGACAGCUGGACUACCAGACGGAACCGAGGAAGAGAAUACAGCCGAGAAGCGAAGCAAACGUGUUCGACGAAGAGAAACUCUCCAGGCCGAGGAGGUAGCUGACCAAAGCACACUGGUUGCGACUCAAUUGCAGCCGUACCAGGGUGCCGACCAGAAUCUGUUCCAGAUGACAAAGAGCAUCCUCGAAAAUCUCGGUGUGGAAGACAAGACAACGUUGGAGCAUAUCAACGAAAUCUUGGACUCGUGUGCGACCGAAGAUCGACCAGGAAAAGUUACUCCUCCCGCAGCAAAGGAUCUUCGAAGCGUCCUCGUUGAGUUCAAGGAGGGAGUGGCCAGGGCUUUACUCAGUAAGAAUGAGCAGGCUAGUCUUGGUUUGUCUUCCUUCCUAGAGCACGCCAAAACAGGUUCGCAAGACCAGACAUCCACUAUGCCCUUCAAUGAGGCCCAGGGUCUCAAGGCCUUUGCGAAGAAGAUCCACCGAUACCGUUCUUGGAUGACUGGCGAGGACAUCGCUUUCGAAUGGGUCCGAGCCAUUAGCGAGAGCUACGCGACAGCGAAAUGGUCCGACAAUAUGAAAACAUCCGUGGUUCAAAUGCUCAAUCGUGUGGACUCGGCGUUGUAUCAACGGGUCACGGAUGAGUUGGAACUCGCAGUUGGGUCUACUGAGAGGCUUCUUGAGCUCGAGAAUAUUGUCCCCAUGAUGUUCGAGUUGCAUCUUGACAUUUAUGAACGAAUCACCAACCCUAACAGCGUAGUGAACUAUGCAACGCGGACUUCUACCAAGGAUCGACUUGAGAGAUGGCUAGAUGUCGCCUCAGCGUAUGUGCGUUACCUGGACCGUCCUUCAGAUGAUCCCCUCACGGCUCGAUUUCUAUGGGCAUCUGUGCUUGCUUCGUCGCUCUCGGCAAACCCCGUGCGGGAGCAUAUCCUUCUCAUGUGGACAUCUGUUCGGGACUUCUUGUCCGACGAAAAGGUUCCUACCAUUACUCUGCCCAACAACGUGGUCAUGCCAACGAUCUCCUCUGCUGCUGCCGAUCGAGAAAUCUCCAAGUUGACGACGAUGGACUUCUUCCUUGGCCUCUUCCAGGACGAUAUGGAGAAUCCAGUCCAUGUCAUUGAGACCCUUGAACCUGUCCUCAACCCGACGUCUGUCUACGCCCGCGCCCAGGACUCGGAAGCUGCGGCAACUGGUGAAGAUGACUCUGAGUCAACAACAGACCAGAGCAACCAACCAGUGUCUGACUGCGCAAGCCAGGGAUUACAGGAUCUGUGGAAAUUCCUCCUCAACAGCAGCACAGAACUGCGACUCUUCCUGUGGUCGCGACUGGGAGACGCGUACGAUGCCAUUGGGUAUGCAACCAAGAAAUUCUCAUGCCAACUUAAAAGCAUCGAGAUGAUUGUCUCCGAUCUCGAAAGUGAGACGUAUUCCAAGACGCUGGUGGAUUCCCGAAAGCUUCUCUUUAUGAGAACACUCAAGUCCUUGGAUGAGCUGCUGAUUCAGGCCCUAUCGCUGGCUUUGAAUGAGCACAGUUCUUUCGACAUCAUCGAUGAUGACCACAUCAAGUCCUCAUCUGCGGCAAUUGCAAAGAUCAGCUGUUUACUCCACGUUGCAGCUCUGUGCGAGGAUGAGAUUCGGAUCGGAAUCAGACCUGCGCCAUCCGGAAAUGCAGCAAGCAAUGCUGCCUUCCAGUCCCUGCGAAACAAGCUACGAGAAAUGCAAGUUCGAGCAUGGUCCCUCCAGUACACGAUCUUCAAGGUGGCCAUCACGGAACAGAACUCGAUCAUCUCGCGGGAGAAUGACUUGGCGGACUAUCUCGCAGCGGUGCACCAAGUCAUUGGCAUUCGCAAGUUCUGUAAAGCGUCGAACAAGAUCUUCCUCAAGAUGAUGCGUGUUGAGCUUCUUAAGCUGAAGAACAUCGAGAACUGGGAAGAUUAUCUAGCACAGGUGCUCUACGAUCUCCACGGUUUGAAGCUUGGUGCUGGAGUUUGGGAAAUCCAGGACCACGCUUGCCCAGCUGAGAAGCUGGAGAAGCGCCAGACUAUGCAAUUGGUCGAGAGAGUCACCAUCCUCGCUAAUCGCAUGCCGAUGAAGGAUCUCCUCAAAUCUGAUCUCAAGACGACAAUCGACCACAUGCAGCAAACUGUUGGACAAACGAAGUCAACUCCGCAAAUGACCCACAACUUGCGCAACUUUACCGAGUUUCUUAAGAGGCCGAUUCAUCCGCUCCGACUGUACCAGGCUCUUGUUGGAGGUGUGUCUGUUGAUGCAGUAUCCGUCAAUACACCAGAAACUACGCUUGCCAGGCAUGGCUGGUUCUUUUUACUGGGUAUGAUGGCCUUGACGAAGUUCAAAGGAGUCGACUUGAACCGUCGACAGACCCCUGGUGCCACGGAUGACUUGCGAAUUGGCGCGACCUUCUUGAGGCUCCAGUUGCAGUUUACUGCGGACAAGUGGGAUGCCUGGUUCCGCUUGGCCGAGUGCUUCGACUACGAACUUGACGAGGCUGUUCUGUGGACUGCGGACAAGAUGAACAAGGAUCGUGGGGAGCUUGUUAAGUUCCAGCGCAACGCCAUUCACUGCUACACGCUCGCCCUCUCCCACUCACGAAACAUGGACGUCGAUACUCAUGACGGAGACCCCCUGCAUGAUCUCUAUCACAAGUUUGCCAUGCGACUGUAUGCGUCAAGUCGAGAACCCUUUGCCAUGGAGCCUUUUAUCCAUGCCGAGCAAGAAAGGUUCUUUAUUGAGAGCAUGGGAGCCGGCACCUUCAAGCGAAUUCUACACGACCAAAUGACGGAAUACAAGGUCUGGAAGUUUGCAGCCAAGUUGUUCAGGAUGGCCAUGGAGCGAAAGCCUGACAACUGGAAGAACCCCUACAUGCUUGCCAAGUGCUACUGGAAAAUGUACCAAACUCCUGAAGAGAAGCUCGAUCAUAAAGAUGUGCGAACCAAGGUCAGCAUGGGACUGCUCUUGAGUACCCUGAAGAAGGCUGUAGAAGUCGCCUACAGCGCUCGAAAGUCCAGGAGCAGUGAGCCAAUCUUUGAACCGCACUACAAGAUUGUUUCUAUCCUGCACAAGCUGGUCAUGCGGAAAGAGUUGACGUCUGUUGACGCGGCUGCGAUUCUCUCGGACCAACCAUUUGGCCUUGUUGUCCACCCAGAUGAUCACUUUGCUUCCUUCACCGAGCCAGAGGAUUGGGAGGAGUACAUCAUCCGCAACCUGUCGAAACUGAGAGACAAGGACAAGUCCAAUUGGCAGCACCGAAUCAUCAUGCGGCACGCGAAGAUCCUGUUUGAUGAGGGGACUUCGCUGCAAGGCUCCGAUAGCAACGUUGAAGCCAGGGCAGCCUUUGCCAUUCUCCGGGAAAGCAUGGUGACCAAGACCAUGGUGAUGAAUGUCUGGAAAUGCGACGCCGAGCGACCGGGUCGUCAUCAUGUCUACACCGAACAAUACGUCCGCUUCAUGACCAGGCUGCUCGUCAUCAUGUCUGACCUCAGCAACAUGGAACAGCUCCUGAGGCGACUGCGUAAAAAGGGUGCCGACUUUUACCACUUCGUCGAUUUGUGGCAGUCGUGCUGUGUGGCAUACCUGAAGCUCCUCCGACAAGGCUACCAUGUCGCUCCGGUGCUGGAUGACACGUUCAAGACGAUGUCGAGCGAGGAGUUUGACAUUGUCAGCGAAAGGAUCUCGGAAUGGGCAGCCACCGAUGGCAUCGAGGUCCCAGUGUUCAACUGUAUGAAGGAUGCUAUCGAGCUGAAGAAGCUCAACGCCAACCUUAUGAAGGUCACACCAAUUGAUGACCUUCUCAACGACUGCUACUCGAAGAUUUAUCUCGAGGUAGCCAAGACCCUGCCUGGUCCCGAGCCUAGUAAGAUCAUCGAGGAGCGCAACAACGCUAAGGAAGCUGCCGCUCAGCUCGAGGCCGCCGCGCAGGCAGAGGCUGCCGCACAGGCGGAGGCGAAAGCAGCCAGCUCGCUCAGUAACCUUCUCAAUCCAUCCAAUGGACAAGAAAGCGUUACCGGCACCGCAACACCAAUGGAAGUUGAGAAGCAAGAAGCAGCGCCCCGUCCAAGAAAGGCCGGUGUCCGAAGGCCUGAUAUCCUACGAAAGGCAGAGCAAGCUGUGGUUCGGGCCUUGGAGGCUCCCAAGGCGAGCAAGAGCCGGGUCGGCAGCGUAUCGAGUAGCAAGCAUGGAAGCCACACGCCCAACCCGCCUGUUAGCGAAGCUGGUAGUGAUGAUGAUGGGCCUGAUGCACAAGUUAGACGAGAAGCUGGGGAAGAUGCCGACAUGAAGGAUGCUGAAGAGCGUGAAGAAGGUGCUGAGGAGGAGGGUGCUGAAGAUGAGGGCGCCGAUGAAGAGGGUGCUGAGGAAGAAGGUGCUGAAGAAGAAGCUGGCGAUGAGAAAGCCACCGAGAAAGAGGAAGCCGAGAGUGAACGGGCCAGCAUUCACGACUUCGCAGACGACGAGAGCGAUUUGAGCGAUUUGAGCGAUGCACCAGAGGGAUACGAUGAGGAAAUGCCUCCAGGACUCAUGUUCCCCAACCUUGGUCGCUCUCCCGAAAGUGGAGACUCCAGCGGUGAAGAUGCCGACAGCGAGAGCGAGGGUGACGAUGAGGCGGAGGAGAGUGACGGGGAAGAGGACGGCGACGAAGCCGAAGAAGCUGAAGAGGGCGAAGAGGAUGAUGAAGAAGAAAUAGACCUCGGCCACGAAGACACUGAGAUGGCGGAUGCAGACGAUGAGGCGACAGCGCUCGCGACCCCGGAGGGAUCGCCAGGGCCAGAAGCGUAGGGCGCCUGGAGUUCGAGGCCAAGGUCGGGGGUUCGCAGAUGGGUAUGAUUGUACAAUAAUGAGGCUAGCUAUAUCUACGGUGGGAGUUUUAGAAGGUUAACGGGAUA